UAGAUAAAUCACACACAUAUACAUGGCUUCAGGAAGUGGUACAACUCCAAAGACGGCAUCUGGGUUUCACCCUACAGUGUGGGGUGACUUCUUUAUCAACUAUGAACCACAAUGCUUGCAGCGGCCAGAGAAAUGGACAAGAGACAGAUGCAAUGAAUUAAGAGCAGAGGUAACUCAGCUGUUCGAUGCUUUUGAGGGUGUGGCGGAAAAACUGAAUCUAAUCGACACACUCCAGCGCCUUGGGAUAAACCAUCUCUUUGAGGAACAGAUAGCCACCACCCUGAAAGCCAUUCACAGUGCUGAAUUUGACAGCCCUAGCCUUCAUGACGUUGCCCUCCGGUUUCGCCUGCUGAGGCAGCAAGGGUUCUGGGUUUCAUCAGAUGUUUUCAACAAGUUCAAAAAAAUAGAUGGGAGCUUUGUCGUUGAUGACAGAACAAAUGACCCAAAAGGCCUUUUAAGCUUAUACAACGCGGCUAACGCUACCCACAAUGAGGAAAUCCUGGAGGAAGCUAUCCUAUUUUCAAGGCAUCAGCUGGAGCUAAUGAAAAGUAGCCUCAUGUCCCCAAUAUUAGCUAAACAAGUUUCACGUGCUCUCCAGAUACCAUUACCCAGAACCUUGAAUAGAUUUGAGGCCAUAUCUUACAUGUUAGAGUAUGACGAUGUACACAAGCAAACAUACAACCCCUCCAUACUGGAGCUUGCCAAGCUGGACUUCAACCUUCUCCAGCAUAUUCACCAAAAGGAGCUCAAGGUCAUUACUCAGUGGUGGGAGGAUCUUUCAAAAGACACAAGACUAGACUAUAUAAGAGAUCGCAUUGUUGAGUGUUACUUUUGGGCGUACUCUAUAUAUUUUGAGCAAGAGUACACAUGUGCACGGAUGAUCCUUACCAAGUUUUUCAUGCUAAUAUCAUUAUUAGAUGACACUUACGACACACAUGCCACCUUGGAGGAAUGUCGAAAGCUUAAUGCGGCUAUACAAAGCUGGGAUAAGAGCGAUGUUUCUGUCCUACCAGAUUAUCUGAAGAAAUUCUUCCUGGAGGUGAUGAGCAACUUCGCAGAGUUUGAGAAUGAACUGGAACCACAUAUCAAGUAUCGCAAUGCUUACAAUAGGAAAGUGUUUCAAUUGCUAUCCGGGUAUUACCUUCAAGAGGCAGAAUGGUUCCAUCAUAACUACAUCCCAAGUUUCAAUGAGCAAAUAAGUGUGUCUGUGAUGUCUGCAGGUAUUCAAGCACUAAGUGUUUGUAUACUUGUUGGCAUGGGUGAUAUAGUAACCGACGAGGCACUCGAGUGGGCCAUUGGCAACAAUGAUGCUGUUAGGGCUGGUGGUGAGGUGGCACGUUUCACUGCAUUUAAGAACGGAAGGAACAAAUUGGAUGUAGCCAGCUCCAUGGAGUGCUACAUGAAUGAGUACAAUGUUACCAGUGAGGUUGCUCUGGCUAAGAUAAGUUCUUUGGUUGAAGAUGCAUGGAAAACUAUAAAUCAAGCACAUAUAGAUCGUCAAGAACUGUUGCCAUUUGUACAUCGAAUCACCAACCUAUCAAGGAGCAUGGCUAUUUUGUUUCUUGACAAACGAGACGCAUAUACAUACAGUAAGGAUUUUAAGGGGACGAUGGAGAAGCAUUUCGUCAAACCAAUUCCCCUAUAACUACCACAUAUAGCAGCUAGAAUUAUUUUAAUUUUGAAUUGACCGACUAAGAUAUUGUCAUCACAUAUGGUUUGAUUUGAGACUCAUUUAUUGAACCUCUCAACUUGCCUUUACGUAUGCACUAUAUAUUGUCAUCACAUAGGUGCAUGUACGUACUACCGCGUAACUGUUUGGAUUGAAUACAACAUAUUAAUAUAUUAUAAGGAAUAAUGAUUGUUAUAUGAUCGUGCGUUUCAAAACCAUUCAUC
Messenger RNA from Oryza brachyantha (malo sina), 1893 nucleotides. Its product is annotated as tau-cadinol synthase-like. Gene Ontology annotation, molecular function: magnesium ion binding; terpene synthase activity. Gene Ontology annotation, biological process: diterpenoid biosynthetic process. NCBI's taxonomy places the organism in Eukaryota, Viridiplantae, Streptophyta, Magnoliopsida, Poales, Poaceae. The record is from RefSeq and is a predicted model, not a curated record.